Oenanthe melanoleuca is the source of this 2074-nucleotide messenger RNA. RefSeq names its product mas-related G-protein coupled receptor member H-like. Gene Ontology annotation, cellular component: membrane. Gene Ontology annotation, molecular function: G protein-coupled receptor activity. Gene Ontology annotation, biological process: G protein-coupled receptor signaling pathway. The coding region runs from base 101 to 1021 and encodes 306 amino acids. The transcript has a single exon. NCBI's taxonomy places the organism in Eukaryota, Metazoa, Chordata, Aves, Passeriformes, Muscicapidae. The record is from RefSeq and is a predicted model, not a curated record.
AGCAGCUGUAUAGUCCAUCCCUGGACUCUCCAACCACUGACCCCCAUCCACUCUGACCACAACCGAGAGCCACAUCCCACUGCCUGCCCACUGUCCAUCCAUGGAGGUGAGCACUGUGUCCCCAACUCCUGCCUCACCCACUGAAGGGGAUGAUCUCUGUGAGAUAGAUUUCAGCAGUAUGGCCAUACACAGUGUGACACUGCUCAUCUGCGUCUGUGGGCUGGCUGGGAACGGGGCUGUGCUCUGGCUCCUCAGCCUGAAAAUCCGUAAUUCCGGCAUCUUUGACCUGGCUUUUGCCGACUUCCUCUUCCUUCUCUUCACGGUCCCCUCCACCUUGCUCUUCCUGAUGGAGGAUGUGUUCUGCUCUGCUAUCAUGCCCCUGGGGUACUUGAGCUUCCUUUUUCAGCUGUCAAUGGUCUCCUACUACUGGGCACUGUUCCAACUGGCAUUCCUCAACUUCAGGAAGUACAUGAUCUUCCUCUUCCAGCUCUGCUGCCACUGUGACUUUCCCGAGCGCCUGUGGUGGGUGCUGGAAAGUGUCCAAUACUGGGCCUUUUUCUCUCUCUUCAUCGUCAUUCCCGGGGUGACUUCCCUGUGCCCAUCAAAAAAGCAGGAGCAGUGCCGGGCAGUACUCAUCUCCAUUUAUGCCAUCAUCCUGCUCCUCUUUGCUGCACCCGUGGUCAUUUCCUGCACAAUCGACAUCAUCAAAGUCAAGCGUGGCUCCCAGCAGAAGCAACCUGAGACACGAGACAUCGUUAUCUUCAUCACUGUGCUCUUCACUCUCCUCCUCGGCCUCUGCAAUUUCCUGCAGCAGCUUGGUUACAUGCCUGUGCCCAUCCAGGUGGUUUUCCUGUUCACCUGCAUCCACAGCAGCAUCAAACCCUUCAUCUACUUCUUGGCAGGGAAGUGCUGGAGCUCCUGCUCCAUGGAGUCCCUCCAGCACUCCCUCCAGAGCGUCUUUGAGGAGAAGAAAGAAACAACUGCUGGCAGAAAUGAUGCUUUCAUGGACACGGGGGUCUGAGCCUGUUGAUCACUUCUACUGCUGUGCUGAAGAACCUUGAUACAGGUUUCCUUUAAGUCACCUGAUUAAUAAAUACCCACAGCAUCACCCUCCCUGUUUGUACUCCUGCAGGAGAAGGGAGCAGGGGCAUUGCCAGGGGCAAUGUGGGAGGGAUGCUUGGCCAUAGAGCACAUUGGAGCAUGGCUUUCCUCCUCCCUGCCAUGCCCACAUGGCUCCAGGCAGUGCAGCUGGGCUCAGUGCUGUUCCCCAGCUCUAUUCCCCAUGGAAUGACCCUCAUUGCCUCGGCCCCAGGGAAUGAACUCCAUCUCCUUUGGCUACCCAGAUGAGUUUCAUGGUGUUUUGAGGGAUCUCUUGCCUGCAAAGAAUGUGAUACCUUAAGGCCUGGGGACACAACCAGGACAGGGCUGUGAUUUCCCAAAUCCCUGUGGGGCUGGUGCCUGUGGAUGGCAGGACAGGGGUUGGGAUCAAACGGAGCCUCUUUCCACUUCUGUCCUGCACAUCUGGACAUCCUGCAUUCCCAGGUGAUGAAAAGGGAUACUAGGUAGGGCUGCAGAGCUUGGGAGGGACAGAAACAUUCCCUUGUACUUUUUGUGGAAUUUGUCUUAUUCAAUAAUUCUACUAUUAAAGUCUUCUGAGUAAAAUGCCGGGUAAAAGGUGACCUCCACUGAACCCCUGUGCCUGUGACCAGAAAGAGCUUUCAGCAUGGAAAUUCACAUCACCAGAUGUUUUGACCAUUUAAUUGCACAGAAAUUUGGGGUUUAUCCUGCUGUUCUGCAGAAUGAGGCCAUCCUCUGUUUCUCCAGCAUCAAAGUCUGAUGAAGCCAUUGACCACCUCCAUCCUCAAGCUGGUCACCCUCAGGAGGAGCUGAACACAGACUCAGCACAAAGCUUCAGCCAAAAUCCAUCUCUGUCAUUUUGUCAUUACCCGUUUCUCAGAUUUGUAUUUAUUUUUCUGGUUUGUUUCCAGUGUGAUAAUUCUGUCCUCAGAAUUUGUUGAUUAAACAACAUCCAGGCUUCUCUGCAGAGCUUGUCCCUGGUGAACAGUGACCAAAA